Messenger RNA from Zasmidium cellare ATCC 36951, 1077 nucleotides. RefSeq lists its product as uncharacterized. Gene Ontology annotation, biological process: alcohol metabolic process. The transcript is spliced from 4 exons. NCBI's taxonomy places the organism in Eukaryota, Fungi, Ascomycota, Dothideomycetes, Mycosphaerellales, Mycosphaerellaceae. Bases 1 to 1077 code for a protein of 358 amino acids. The record is from RefSeq and is a predicted model, not a curated record. Gene Ontology annotation, molecular function: zinc ion binding; alcohol dehydrogenase (NADP+) activity.
AUGGCAUCCACGGAUUACAAGUUCGAAGGCUGGCUCGGCCAUGACCCUUCAUCGGUCAAGGGUAACAUGAAAUGGGGUGAAUUCGAGCCCAAGAAGUGGGAUGAAGAUGAUGUCGACAUCAAGAUCUCUCACUGCGGAGUCUGCGGCUCUGACACCCACACCCUGUCUUCCGGCUGGGGCCCCACACCAUACCCCUGCUGCGUAGGACACGAGAUCGUAGGAAAGGCUGUUCGAGUGGGCAAGAACGUGAAGAGCGUCAAGGUCGGCGACCGAGUUGGUGUUGGCGCUCAGGCUGACUCUUGCGGCACCUGCGCGGACUGCAAGAACGGCAAUGAGCCACACUGCUUCAACGGCGUCAACACCUACGGCUCUCUCUACAAGGCUCCGAAGGAGCGAAAGUCCAUGGGCGGUUAUGCCACGUACAACAGAACGCCAAGUCGCUUUGUGGUGAAGAUCCCUGACGGCCUCGACUCGGCAUCGGCAGCUCCUAUGCUUUGCGGUGGCAUUACCGUCUACUCGCCUCUGAAAGCAAAUGGCGCUGGACCAGGCAAACGAGUUGGUAUCGUCGGUGUUGGCGGUCUUGGUCACUUCGCCGUACUAUUCGCCAAAGCUCUGGGAGCAGACGAAGUGGUCGGAAUCUCACGCAAGAAGACCAAGGAGCCCGAAGUCCUCAAUCUUGGCGCUGACCGCUACAUCGCCACCGACGACGACAAGGACUGGGACAAGAACAACGCCCGCUCGCUCGACCUUAUCAUCUGCACGGCUUCCAGUGCCAAGAUGCCCAUGGACGGCUACCUCAAACUUCUCGCUGUUGGAGGCACGCUCAUUCAAGUUGGUGCCCCUGAUGGUGGCGAGCUGCCACCGAUCAACGCAUUCACUCUCAUUUUCGGCGGCAUCAAGGUUGGAGGCAGCGCGAUUGGAACUCCCCGAGAGAUCGAGGAGAUGUUGAAGCUGGCGGAGGAGAAGAAGAUUCACCCAUGGAUUGAGAAGAGAUCAAUGAAGGAGGCGAACCAGACGAUUCUCGAUCUCGAGGCGGGCAAGCCUCGAUACCGAUAUGUGCUGUGCAAUGAGGAGUAG